UCCAGUUCGGGGAUUCGGGGUGGGCCGGUCCCCAGCCUCAGCUGACUAGCAGGCUAGGCCGGGGAUCAGUGCUGGGGCAACAAUGAAGUGCCUGGUCACGGGCGGCAACGUGAAGGGUGAGUUUGGCCGGCCUGGCUGCGGGGCACGUGAGCCGAGGCGCCAGCCUAACCUCCUCUCUGCUCUCCUCCCCGCAGUGCUCGGCAAGGCCGUCCACUCCCUGUCCCGAAUCGGGGACGAGCUCUACCUGGAACCCUUGGAGGAUGGGCUGUCCCUCCGGACCGUGAACUCUUCCCGCUCUGCCUAUGCCUGCUUCCUCUUUGCCCCACUCUUCUUCCAGCAGUACCAGGUGGCAAGCCCUGGUCAGGACCUGCUGCGCUGUAAGAUUCUGAUGAAGUCCUUCCUGUCGGUCUUCCGCUCUCUGGCCACGCUGGAAAAGACUGUGGAGCAGUGCUGCAUCUCCCUGAAUGGGCGGAGUACCCGCCUGGUGGUCCAGCUGCACUGCAAGUAUGGGGUGAAGAAGACUCACAACCUGUCCUUCCAGGAUUGCGAAUCCCUACAGGCAGUCUUCAACCCAGCCUCGUGUCCUCAUGUGCUACGGGCUCCAGCACGAGUACUGGGAGAGGCCGUUCUGCCCUUCCCCCCUGCACUGGCUGAAGUGACGCUGGGCAUUGGCCGAGGCCGCCGAGUUAUUCUGCGUAGCUAUCAGGAGGAGGAGUCAGACAACACCAUCAAAGCCAUGGUGACUGAGAUGAGCAUUGGGGAGCAAGAUUUCCAGCAGUUGCAGGCCCCAGAAGGGGUGGCUAUCACUUUCUGCCUCAAGGAAUUCCGGGGGCUCCUGAACUUUGCAGAGUCGGCGAACUUGCCUCUUACCGUUUACUUUGAUGCUCCAGGCAGGCCAGCCAUCUUUACUAUCAAAGACACUCUGCUGGAUGGCCACUUUGUCUUGGCCACACUCUCAGAGCUGGAACCACACUCCCAGUACCAGGGCUCUCCAGAGCUCCACAGGCCAGUGCCUCAGCUGCAGGCUCACAGCACACCCCAGCUGGAUGACUUUGCCAGUGAUGACAUUGACUCUUACAUGAUUGCCAUGGAAACCACCGUAGGCAGCACAGGCUGUAGGGCACAGCCUUCCGUUUGCCUUUCACCUGGCCUCCAGACUUCCCAUGACCCUGACCCCCACUCAGAGGAUGACGAAGCUGAGCCCAGUACUGUGCCUGGGACUCCCCCACCCAAGAAGGUAGGGGAUGGAGGUGGGGGCAAGUGCUGGAAGGUUAGGAAGGGAGCAGCCUCCAGGACUCACUUGUCGUCUUCUGUUCUCUUUCCAGUUCCGCUCACUGUUUUUUGGCUCCAUCCUAGCCCCGGCCCACUCCCCUCAGGGCCCCAGCCCCGUGCUGGCUGAAGACAGUGAUGGUGAAGGCUGAACUGACAACCUGAAGGCUGUCUAAAAGCUGUGGACUAGAAAGAGCCCCAGCCAGAGCAGGGCAGGGGCUCAGCCCCAGGUGUGGUAUAGGGGCUAUGCUGGCAGCCUGCUCCACCUGGCAGGCUGCUGUAGAGCUGCUGUGCUGACCAUGUCUGACCUGACUUCCCCCAACCUCUUUCUGAGGCCUGGUGCAGACCUGCCACCAGACAGGAGGGGCCUCACCUCUUAUUUACCAUGAAGCCUCAGGCCAGGCUCCAGCCAUCUGGCCAGGGCUGAAAGCCUGCCUUGUUCAGGCUCACCUCUAAGAAAAAAAUCACAGUGCUGAUCCACCCCCUCUGCCAAUCAUGAACUGCUCUCCCUCAAACACUGGGCACACCUUUGGGACACUCCCCCCACCCCCCUUCGACUUGGCUGGCACAGGUCAUUUCUCCUGUUUUCCUACACUUUGGCCCUGGUUAGGAAUUCUAAGUGCCUCUGGAUC
This is a messenger RNA of Castor canadensis (American beaver), 1901 nucleotides long. NCBI's taxonomy places the organism in Eukaryota, Metazoa, Chordata, Mammalia, Rodentia, Castoridae. The record is from RefSeq and is a predicted model, not a curated record.